UCCGUGUGACCGAGUGAGACAGUGCGAGCGCGUGUAGUAUGAGGCUGCGCUGCUCUCGGUGCGAUUGGGUGUGAGUGAGAGUGGGGUAAACAGGUCGAGUCGAGUCGGGUCGGGUCGCGUACCUUUUGCACUGGCUGUUCUAGGCAGUCAGGCACAAGAAGGCCUUUUGAAUAGUGGUACGCGGUGCUGUCUGUGUGCGCUUUUUUGUAGUCCGUGAUUUUUUGAGAUUCGUGCGACGGCAGGCAGGAGAGUGAAUGUAACUUUCUACUGUAUGACGCAUCCGUAAUCUUACACUGGCCUGCGGCGACGGCUUAUCAGCAGCGACCUAUUGCGAAACGAUCUUUUGCCUUUCUUGCUUACGGUUCAUUUCCGUGCUCUCUGGUGCAAACCGGGAGUGUAAUCAGUCGUGACACGAACGAACCGUGACACUGUGAUCCGUGAACGAGCGCGCGUGCGUUUGAUCUUCCCGGCCUACUACGAUCGCGAGUGAUUGGGAAAUAUUUCAAGUGAAACAUUUCGUGCUUUUUUCGGUGACCAAACGGCGGUACUCACGUGAUACGGCUGUGGUUUAACGGUGAAGUAAUCGAGUCAACAAAGAGGCAAACUUGGCAGAAAACAAAUUAAAACCGGUGUUAUUGUUUACGGUCUGAAAAGGAAAACAGCACUGUUCGGUUAAACAAAAAAAAAAAUAUGAAUGUUGUGUGUUUGUGAUAAGACGAGGCUCCGUUUGUUUUUGGUUUGGUUGGAGUCUUUGUUUUGUUUUCGUGCGAAACGAGAGUGUAUUCCGGGACAACUAAUCGUCACGCGGACCGAUUUCCAGCGAUCCUCGGUGAUUUAAUCAGGAAAAAUUUUCCUCGACAGCGUAGGCCCCGAUUGUGGGGCCAAAACCGGUAGCAAUAUUAUAACGCACAAUCCGCUCAGCAUGUACGGAGGCGGUGUCCUGUGCCCGUCGCCCUCGACAGCGACCGGGUUCUACAACCCGCGCGGUCAGGGCUCGGAGAUUGGCGCACUGGAGUUAGGUUUCCCCCGGGGGAUGGCGCUAGUACCUCCACCACCGCACGGUGCCUGGCGAGAUCCUACCUCUAUCGGAUCGCACCUGCCCGUGUCAAGCACUAGUGAGGACAUUACGACUCUCGGCGGAGGCAGCGGACCUCCGACAGUGUCAUCAAUGCAAUCCAACUCUUCGGUAGAUAAGAAAGAUUUCAUAUCAUCAUCGAUAUCAGGCUCCCAGCAUAAUGCCGGUAGUUUAGCAGUUUCACAACACAAUUCAGUCGAGAAGAAGGAGUUCUUGUCGCUCCAACAGAGCACCACGCCCGGCUCACAGACUAUGAACUCCCAGAACGGGAGCCAACAGGACAUCAAAAAUCAGAACAUCGAAUGUGUCGUCUGCGGCGACAAAAGCUCCGGCAAACACUACGGACAGUUCACAUGCGAAGGUUGCAAAUCGUUCUUCAAGCGAUCGGUCCGGCGGAACCUCACCUACUCGUGCCGCGGCAACCGGAACUGCCCGAUCGAUCAGCACCACCGGAAUCAGUGUCAAUUCUGUCGUCUACGAAAGUGCCUCAAAAUGGGAAUGCGACGCGAAGCUGUGCAACGAGGUCGCGUUCCACCAUCGCAACCACCAGGGCUCCCGUACGGUCAAUACUCGAUACCGAACGGUGACGCCGUCGCCGGAUUCAACGGGCACUCGUAUCUUAGUUCCUACAUCUCGCUGCUGCUCAGGGCGGAACCUUACCCCACCUCCCGGUACGGGCAGUGUAUGCAAACCAACAACAUCAUGGGCAUCGACAAUAUCUGCGAGCUAGCGGCCCGGCUACUGUUCUCGGCGGUAGAAUGGGCCCGAAAUAUACCCUUCUUUCCGGAUCUCCAAGUGACCGACCAGGUCGCACUGCUGCGGCUUGUGUGGUCCGAACUGUUCGUGCUGAAUGCGUCCCAGUGCUCGAUGCCGCUUCACGUGGCACCCCUGCUGGCAGCUGCCGGUCUACACGCAUCGCCUAUGGCAGCCGAUCGUGUGGUCGCCUUCAUGGACCACAUCCGGAUAUUCCAGGAACAGGUGGAAAAGCUGAAGGCACUGCAUGUAGACUCGGCCGAGUAUUCCUGUCUGAAAGCAAUAGUCCUAUUCACAACAGAUGCCUGCGGUCUGUCAGAUGUGGCCCACAUCGAAUCACUGCAGGAAAAGUCCCAGUGCGCCCUGGAGGAGUACUGCCGGUCCCAGUAUCCCAACCAGCCGACCCGCUUCGGUAAACUGUUGCUGCGGUUACCCUCGCUGCGGACAGUUUCUUCGCAGGUGGGUUCAAAGGUGAUAGAGCAGCUCUUCUUCGUCCGGCUAGUGGGCAAAACGCCCAUCGAAACACUGAUACGGGAUAUGUUGCUGUCGGGUAGUAGUUUUUCUUGGCCUUACCUACCUUCGAUGUGACACACGGCCGUGUGGCGUC
Molecule: messenger RNA, 2435 nt
Organism: Topomyia yanbarensis
Lineage: Eukaryota; Metazoa; Arthropoda; Insecta; Diptera; Culicidae
Gene: svp
Product: nuclear receptor subfamily 2 group F member 1-B
Exons: 5
Coding region: 923-2416 (497 amino acids)
Biological process (GO): regulation of transcription by RNA polymerase II; cell differentiation; anatomical structure development
Molecular function (GO): zinc ion binding; nuclear receptor activity; RNA polymerase II cis-regulatory region sequence-specific DNA binding
Source: RefSeq, a predicted model, not a curated record